AUGGGAAGUGACCCGUGGCGGACGGACGCGCGCCACGGAGCUGGUGGCGAUCGUGGAUAUCGCCAGGACACGGGAGCGUAUCGCUCGCCGGACGAAGGUUACCGCCUUCGCGAAGAGCGGAGUCGCGGGCGUGGCCUGGAGGAAUUAUUCUCUGGUCGCCAGGGAGACCUCGAUGUUGACGGAGAGGACGAGGCCGACACGGCGAAUAAGGCGCAGGAGACGGAUCCCGAAGGCGAGGCAAAGGGCGAUGACGAAGCCCAGGAGGAAGGCGCAGGCGGGCAGCGCGAUAUGCCCACUGGAGUCAAGGAGGCCGAUCCGACGCAGGCGGGCGUGGCGGCAGAGCCAAGCGCAGCGAAAGCGGAUGGGAAGAAUGGUGGUCGGAACCAGGCGCGUGGCGAAGAGAAGAAGGACGGCGGGAGGCGUAGCAGUGGCUCGCGCUCGCCGAAUCCGCGUCAGCACCGUGACGAGAAACGCGGAGGCGAGGCCAGCGACGGCAUCGCGAUGGGAGGCACGCUGGCGGCGCGCGCUCGCCAGAUCUGCGGCUGCAGCGUGACGAGAGGCGCGAAGGCGGCUAUCGCUCGCCUGAUCCGCGGCCGCCGCAUGACGAGAGGCGCGGAGGCGGUUACCGCUCGCCAGUUCCGCGGCAGCGCCGUGACGGAGAACGCGGAGGUAGUGCGCACUCGCCAGAUCCGCGGAGGUAUCACGGCAGGAGGAGCGAAGGGGACUCGCGCUCACCAGAUCCGCAUCACUAUCAUGAUGGGGGACGCGGAGAUGGGUAUCGCUCGCCUGACACGCAACGGUAUCAUGGAGGGAGGUGGGGAGGCGAGGCGCGCUCGACGGAUUGGCGUCAGCGACACGAGGAGAGCCGAGGAGACAGAUAUCGCUCGCCGCCGCGGCAGCGAAGCAGGGAUGGAAGGCAGGGCGGUGGGUCUCGCUCGCCUGGGCGAUACAGGCAGUGUGACGAAAGACAUGCCGAAGAAGGAGGACAGGAUCAACGCAGCAGCAGAGGGGGAGGCAGCGGGCUGA
Molecule: messenger RNA, 1026 nt
Organism: Closterium sp. NIES-65
Lineage: Eukaryota; Viridiplantae; Streptophyta; Zygnematophyceae; Desmidiales; Closteriaceae
Source: the annotation of a GenBank genome assembly